Molecule: messenger RNA, 4427 nt
Organism: Myotis daubentonii (Daubenton's bat)
Lineage: Eukaryota; Metazoa; Chordata; Mammalia; Chiroptera; Vespertilionidae
Product: hemicentin-1-like
Exons: 14
Coding region: 416-4081 (1221 amino acids)
Biological process (GO): regulation of cytokine production; T cell receptor signaling pathway
Cellular component (GO): external side of plasma membrane
Molecular function (GO): signaling receptor binding
Source: RefSeq, a predicted model, not a curated record
CAUAAGCCACACAGACAGUCCCAGCCCAUGCCCAAAUUCUAUCAGAGAAGGUAUUUCAGUCUCAUGAGGUUCCUUCCCUUUCAGCACCUGUGGACAUCCUUCCUCUAACCCAGAUGACCUCCAGCUCCCAGCUCUGAGCUGCUGAGAGAAACGUCUCUAACCAGAGCUACUUCAGAUCACGGGAGACCCAGCCCCACAUCAGAGCAAAAUUGAUCCCUUAAGAAGGCUUUACAAGAUGAGCAGCAAAUGGGAAGCGCAACUUAUGACAACCUGCUUGGUGACAGCAACUACACACUCUGCUUGAUCGACCACCUAGAUUUAGUUUUCAGCCAACUACACUGAGUUCUGCUGUCCUUCAGAAAAAGGAUCGCAUAGAUCAACAAGAAGAAUUCAAAAUUGUUUCUCUCCUUUUCCAAUGAGUCAUGGGCACAACGCCUUGGGAUCACCCUGCCUCAGUCACCUGAGGAGGCAGCAAGUCUCUACAAUUUAUCAAGGCAGCCUCAUCUCACUCUACCUCUGCUUCCAAAUGCUCAUAUUGGUUACAGGAGCAUUCCAAGUCCAGGGGUCCCAUGAACCCAUGGUGGCCAUGCUGGGUGGUGAAGCUGAGCUGCCCUGCAGCCUUGAGCCUCGUCAAAGUAUUAAAUAUAUGAAAAUAAGCUGGACCCGAACCCUACCCUCCCAGGUGGUGCACCUGUAUGAGGAUGGGCGGGACAAGCCUGAGAAAGCCAUGGAAGAGUAUUUAGGGAGGACACAGCUUGUGAAAAAUGUCAUGCAUAAGGGGAUCGUGGUCCUGAAAAUCCUCAAUGUCCAAACCUCUGACAAUGGGCAGUAUUGCUGUGUGAUUCAACAUGGCUCCUUCUACAGUGAAGCAGUGAUUGAGCUGAAAGUGGCAGCUCUGGGCUCACGUCCUCAAUUCCACGUGGAAGUCACUAAAUCCCGAGAACUCCGAUUAGAGUGCAAGUCAGAGGGCUGGUUCCCUCGGCCAAAGGUCCAGUGGAUGGACUCUGAGGGAGGAGAAAUUCCAGCUCAAUCUGAGACUCACACCCAGGACAAAGGCGGCUUGUCCUAUGUAACAACAUCACUUUUACUCAGAGAAGCUUCUCAGAAGAACCUGACAUGUUCUGUCUGGAACCCAGUUCUAAAUCAAAAAAAGGAAGAGCAAUUCUCCAUAGCAGGAGCAUUCCAAGUCCAGGGGCCCCAUGAACCUUUGGUGGCCAUCCUGGGUGGUGAAGCUGAGCUGCCCUGCUUCCUCUUGCCUCCUCAAAAUGUUAAAAAUAUGGAAAUAAGAUGGACCAGAUCCCUACCCUCCCAAGUGGUACACCUGUACGAGGAUGGGAGGGACAAGCCUGAGGAAGCCAUGGUGGAGUAUUUAGGGAGGACAGAGCUUGUGAAAAAUGUCAUGCCUAAGGGGAUCGUGGUCCUGAAAAUCCUCAAUGUCCAACCCUCUGACAAUGGGCAGUAUUGCUGUGCAUUCAAAAAUGGCUCCUUCUACAAUGAUACAGUGAUUGAGCUGAAAGUGGCAGCUCUCGGCUCGCAUCCUCAGUUCCAUCUGGAAGUCACUAAGUCCAGCCAACUCCGAUUAGAGUGCAAGUCAGAGGGCUGGUUCCCUCAGCCAAAGGUCCAGUGGACGGACUCUGAGGGAGGAGAAAUUCUGGCUCAAUCUGAGACUCACACCCAGGACAAAGGCGGCUUGUCCUAUGUAACAACAUCACUGUUACUCAGUGAAGCUUCUCAGAAGAAUCUGACAUGUUCUGUCUGGAACCCAGUACUGAAUCAGAAAAAGGAAGAGCAAUUCUCCAUAGCAGGAGCAUUCCAAGUCCAGGGGCCCCAUGAACCCUUGGUGGCCAUGCUGGGUGGUGUUGCUGAGCUGCCCUGCUUCCUCUUGCCUCCUCAAAAUGUUAAAAAUAUGGAAAUAAGCUGGACCAGAUACCUACCCUCCCACCUGGUGCACAUGUACGAGGAAGGGAGGGACAAGCCUCAGGAUGCCAUGAAGGAGUAUUUUAAGAGGACAGAGCUUGAAAGAAAUGUCAUGCAUAAGGGAAUGGUGGUCCUGAGAAUCUUCAAUAUCCAACUCUCUGACAGUGGGCAGUAUCGCUGUGCAUUCCAAAAUGGCUCCUUCUACAGUGAUACAGUGAUUGAGCUGAAAGUGGCAGCUCUUGGCUCGCAUCCUCAGUUCCAUGUGGAAGUCACUGAAUCCAGCCAACUCCGAUUAGAGUGCAAGUCAGAGGGCUGGUUCCCUCAGCCAAAGGUCCAGUGGAUGGACUCUGAGGGAAGAGAAAUUCCAGCUGAGACUGAAACUCACACCCAGGACAAAGAUGGCCUCUUCCAUGUAACAACAUCACUGUUACUCAGAGAAGCUUCUCAGAAGAAUCUGACAUGUUCUGUCUGGAACCCAGUUCUGAAUCAGAAAAAGGAAGAACACCUCUCCAUAGCAGGAGCAUUCCGAGUCCAGGGGCCCCAUGAACCCAUGGUGGCCAUGCUGGGUGGUGACGCUGAGCUGCCCUGCCUACUCUUGCCUCAUCAAAGUGUUAAAAAUAUGAAAAUAAGCUGGACUCGAUUCCUACCCUCCCAGGUGGUGCACCUAUAUGAGGAUGGGAGGGACAAGCCUGAGGAAGCCCAUGAGGAGUAUUUUGGAAGAACAGAGCUUGUGACAGACUAUAUGGAUAAGGGGGUUGUGACCCUGAGAAUCCUCAAUGUCCAACCUUCUGACAGUGGCCAAUAUCGCUGUGCAUUCCAACAUGGCUCCUUCUACAGCGAUGCAAUUAUUAUGCUGAAAAUGGCAGCUCUGGGCUCACAUCCUCAGUUCCAUGUGGAAGUCACUAAGUCCAGCCAACUCCGAUUAGAGUGCAAGUCAGAGGGCUGGUUCCCUCAGCCUAAGGUCCAGUGGACAGACUCUGAGGGAGGAGAGAUUCCAGCUGAGUAUGAGACUCACACCCAGGAUAAAGGUGGCCUGUUCCAUGUAACAACAUCACUGUUACUCAGAGAACCUCCUCAGAAGAAUCUGACAUGUUCUAUCUGGAACCCAGUUCUGAAUCAGAAAAAGGAAGAACGAUUAUCCACAGAAGUUGUUGAGCCCAUCAGUACAACAGUCAAUGAGCCCAUCAAUACUACAGUCAUUCCUGUGGUUACAUCUUUGGCAGCACUUCUGAUAAUGCUGAUUUUCAUUGGACUACUUUAUUUACUAAACAACAGUCUCAAAAACCGGUCCAAAAACAGAAGUGGUAAACGCGAGUACGACACCCACCAUGGCACCUGCCAGGCCACCCGUCCCGUGACCAGGGAUUAUGCCGCAGUCCCUGCCGACCAAGUAGAGUUCUAUGCUGAGUGCAACCCUGAGGGCACCAGUGCCAAUGCCCCCGGGCCUGCCAUCCUGGCCUACUACGCCUGUGUUGCUUCCACCAAGCCUGCCCAGGACGGUGCCAGGACCCACGCGCCCGGAACUGCCCCCGCCUCCCAGGAGGAGCACAAUACCAGCCCGGACCAGUACGGUGCCAGCGCGGACCCGCCCAGGACCACCCUUGGCAAGGCUGCCAUCGGAGCAGACAGCCCCAAGGUCACCGAUGCAGAUCUUGACCCAGAAGCCACCUGCACCUACCCACCUGGGACAGUCUCUGCCGCCCAGGAGGACCACACUACCAACCCUGACCAGGAAGGUGCCUGCGCGGACCCACCCGGGGCUGCCCUCCCCAACGCCACCCCCAAGGCCACCAAUGCACACCUUGACCCAGAAGCCGCCUACACCUACCCGCCUGGGGCGGCCCCGGCUGAGGCCCAUGACACCCUCUCCUCCAGCGCCUCGAAAGCCUUUGCGAACGUUCGGCUCUUCUUCAAAUAUAACCCUAAGAAGAAGGCGGAACUCCACGGCAUUACGGAGAGAUUCACUGGCCUGUCCAUCGGUCCCUAUUUGCAGAAGGUCUCGAGGGAAUUAUCCUGUGUGAAUUCACAAAUAAGCUGUAGCUCGGCUCAGUCUCCAGGAUCAACCACUUCCAUGCAAAGUAGUCACCCCCUAGAAAACCUCUCCAACUUCAACAAGAACAUAGUCAGCCACCUUGAACCCCUGGGAGCGGUUCCAGCCCAAUGACCUGCUUGAGAGCCACAUGAGGCAGGGGCAGGUGUCUCCCCUGGCUCAGUCUCUGGCCAAGACCAAGGGGCUGCAUGUGGCAUGGACAUCGGCACCAACUACAUGGAAAAGCAGGAGCGGAACGUGGAUGAUGCCACCUUGAAGGUGACCAGAACAUCAUGGGGCUCCAGAGGGGCACCAGUAAGUGUGCCAGCCCUUCAAGUAUGAUGCCAUGUGGCAUGAGAAGGCACAUAUGUCUACCUCUGCAAGGAUCAUGUCCUUCCACCCAUGGGCCAUGCAACCAUCUGCCUGCAAAGGGCCACUGUUAAUGUAAGGAACAUUCAAACCUGUAAAGACUUUUUGUGAG